CAGCCCGGGGUGGGGGGAACAGCCAGGGCGAACAAAGAGCAAUUAAUGCGAUAGUGGGAGGGGGGCAUUUCUCCUCCGACUUUCCCCUAGAUCCCCCACGACUUUUCCCAUAAAGGCUGUUGUGAAACGAAAGACGCAGAAGCGGACCAGCGAACGCAAUUCAAUGAGGUGCUUAUGAGUUAACCAGCAGCAGGACGGCAGCCAAGGAACACGGGGACGAGGUCUGGAUUGGAUCAGCAAGCAAGGUGCCAGGACUCAAGGGCUAGAGGUUAGCGCAGACUGGAGGGCAGUAGGUGACCUAGUUUAACCGAGCACAAGAAGAUUAGAGGACUGGCGUUUCUGUGGCAUACUACUGGGGCUGUUCUGUUGUGUUAAUCGAACUUAGAGCAUCAACGUGCACUGCCAUUAGCUGUAACCUAAAUAUAUAUACCUACCUAACGUAAUUAGAGUACUUGAACCGACGACGCAGAAGCAGCAGCAUGUCCAACUCCCACUACAACAAUUACCAGCAGCAGCCGCACUCAAGCAACGGGGAUGGAGAGUACCAGAAUCAGCAGAUGGUCCACCAGCAGCGGUUCACCAAUGGCCAUGGCAUGAAGAGCGUGGCGUCGCCGGAAAUGUGCCUCUUCUGUUUUGAGGUGCUCGACUGUGAGCUGAACAACAUGGACGGUCCGUCGGUGCCGGUGUUCAGCAACGAUGCCUACCCGCUUUUUGUGACCUGGAAGAUAGGUCGUGACAAGCGGUUACGUGGCUGCAUCGGCACUUUUAGUGCCAUGGAACUGCACCACGGACUGCGUGAGUACGCCCUGACCAGCGCUUUUAAGGAUUCUCGGUUUGCGCCCAUCUCCAGGGACGAGUUGCCGCGGCUCACUGUUUCGGUGUCCAUUCUGCAGAACUUCGAGGAGGCCCAGGGCCAUUUGGACUGGCAGCUAGGGGUCCACGGCAUCCGCAUCGAAUUCCUAACGGAACGCGGCUGCAAACGCACGGCUACUUACUUGCCACAGGUGGCCACCGAACAGGGCUGGGACCAGCUGCAAACCAUCGACUCGCUCCUGCGCAAAGGCGGCUAUCGCGCUGCCAUCACCCAGGAGUUGAGGAAGUCCAUAAAGCUGACACGCUACCGCUCGCAGGAGAUCCAGAUGCACUACAAGGAGUACCGGGAGCACCAGGAACGGCGCGCCCAGUUCGGCAAGGUGCAGUGCUAACAAUUGGACAGGCCGGCGGCGAGGCGAUGAUCCUGGCUGAGGGCAGGCCUGCUGGCCGUCGUCCUCCUGUUGCUGCUAGCCUUUGAGUUUGGGCCAGCUUGGCGGCCGCUCGCUUGAUCCGAAGUUUUUGUUUUCCCACAUCUCCGACAAACCAUUUCAAGCCCACACAAAUUCUCCAGAAAAGGGGCGCGAGAUGAGGCCCUUUUAUUAAAUAUACCAUUAAAUGCUUGAUAUACUUAAGCGGCAAAUCCGUACGCAAUUUCGAAAGAAAAUAAAGCGAAAAGUUAAUAAAUGCUAGGUUGAAAGCCCUUGUAA
Molecule: messenger RNA, 1520 nt
Organism: Drosophila ficusphila
Lineage: Eukaryota; Metazoa; Arthropoda; Insecta; Diptera; Drosophilidae
Exons: 3
Coding region: 480-1205 (241 amino acids)
Source: RefSeq, a predicted model, not a curated record